This is a messenger RNA of Exophiala spinifera, 2097 nucleotides long. RefSeq lists its product as uncharacterized. The record is from RefSeq and is a predicted model, not a curated record. The coding region runs from base 1 to 2097 and encodes 698 amino acids. Gene Ontology annotation, molecular function: glycerol-3-phosphate dehydrogenase (quinone) activity. NCBI's taxonomy places the organism in Eukaryota, Fungi, Ascomycota, Eurotiomycetes, Chaetothyriales, Herpotrichiellaceae. The transcript has 2 exons. Gene Ontology annotation, biological process: glycerol-3-phosphate metabolic process. Gene Ontology annotation, cellular component: glycerol-3-phosphate dehydrogenase (FAD) complex; mitochondrion.
AUGUCUUCUCGAUUCUCUGCGCGACGGCUCUUGAGGCCACUCGCGUAUGGCACAGGACUGGCCGUCGCGGGUACGACUGUUAUGUACAUCGCCUACCGCCCUCGCAACGUUCCCGGCGCAGAUACUCUGGCUCCCAAACCUCCACGAAGAGACGAGAACGGCGUCAUUAUCCCUCCCAAAUUCCCCUACAUCAAGUCAAGAGCCGAGCAGAUUGCUGAUCUCAAGAAAUCCUCGUCUUCACCGUCGUCUGAAGAGUAUGAUCUGCUUGUGAUUGGUGGAGGAGCUACGGGAACCGGCAUUGCGCUAGAUGCGGCCACAAGAGGUUUGAAGGUGGCCAUUGUGGAAAGAGACGACUUUAGCAGUGGAACAAGCUCAAAAUCGACGAAACUGGUCCAUGGCGGUGUCCGAUAUCUUGAAAAGGCGGUAUGGAAUUUGGACUACAAUCAGUAUCAGCUGGUAAAGGAGGCCCUGAAAGAACGAAAGAGCUUCUUAUACACAGCACCGCACCUGAGUUCGUGGCUCCCCAUUAUGCUGCCUUUGCAGAAGUGGUGGCAACUCCCAUAUUUUUGGGCCGGAACAAAAUUCUACGAUUUGCUGGCAGGUUCGGAGGGCAUCGAAAGCUCUUAUUUUCUCCCUAGAAGCAAGGCGUUGGAAGCAUUCCCCAUGUUGAAGAAAGAAAACCUCGUCGGUGCUUUGGUUUACUACGAUGGCCAACACAACGAUUCGAGGAUGAAUGUUUCACUGGCGAUGACUGCUACGCUCUACGGCGCAACCACAGUCAACCACCUCGAAGUGACCGGUCUGGAGAAAGACGCCAGUGGAAAGUUGACCGGUGCAAAAGUGCGAGAUCUGAUUGCCGACAAGGACGGUCAGUCAGGAAAUGAGGAUUUCGUCGUCAAAGCGAAGGGCAUCAUCAACGCAACCGGUCCCUGGGCAGACGCCAUCCAAAAAAUGGAUGAACCAGGCACGAGAGACAUUGUGUCACCAAGUUUGGGAGUUCACGUCGUUCUUCCCGGCUAUCUCAGCCCUCAAAACAUGGGUCUGAUCGACCCCUCGACUUCCGAUGGACGUGUUAUUUUCUUCCUCCCUUGGCAAGGUAACACCAUUGCCGGAACGACAGACUCACCAUGUGCCAUAUCACAGAAUCCAGUGGCUGGUGAAAAGGACAUUCAAUGGAUCCUGGACGAAAUCCGAACCUAUCUAACCCCCGACAUUGAUGUUCAGCGAUCCGAUAUUCUCGCCGCAUGGUCAGGUAUUCGCCCUCUUGUCCGAGACCCAAAAUCCAAGAACACCGAAUCUCUUGUUCGAAGCCAUCUUGUCACUGUUUCUGAUUCCGGUCUCCUUACCUGUGCUGGCGGAAAAUGGACUACUUACCGCCAAAUGGCUGAAGAUGCAGUCGACGAAGCCAUCAAGGUCUUCAAGUUGCAACCCAAACCUACCACAUAUGUUCCUGAUAUCAGUGGCGUCAACGGAAUUGACCCAACGGCUAAGAUACUCGACGGUACUUGUCAAACCCAUCAUAUUCGCCUGCUCGGAGCUCACGGCUACUCUACCACGCUUUUUAUUAACCUGAUCCAACACUUCGGUCUUGAUAUGGACGUCGCGAAGCACCUCGCAACAGACUAUGGUGACCGCGCCUGGGAUGUGGCCGCAUUAGCUACCCCCACCGAUAACACCGAGCAUUACCCUCGACGCGGCCAACGGCUGUCAAGUCUUUACCCAUUCAUUGACGGCGAAGUGCGAUAUGCCGUUCGAAGUGAAUAUGCUCAGACGGCAAUUGAUGUCCUUGCUCGACGGACGAGAUUGAGCUUUUUGAAUGCCCAAGCUGCUCUCCACGCUCUUCCCAAGGUCAUCGAUAUCAUGGCUGACGAAUUGAAAUGGAGCCAGCAGAGAAAGGAGGCUGAGUGGAAAGAUACCGUUUCUUUCCUAGCCAGCAUGGGCUUACCAAGCGACCUGCUUCAGAUCACAAGAGAACAAGUAUUGCGAGGGGAAAUGACGACAAGUAACCUUGCCCCUGCCAAGGGUGCGUCGAAAGCCGUCGUCCCGGUUAGACCCUCGCUUGAGCCUGCCGACGAAUCCCACGCACCUGUGCCGUAA